AUGAGCGAUUUACAACGGUCUUUUGUUAAGCCCAAGCUACCAAAGUUUGCUCCUCCAGAGUUCAACGAGGCUGAGGAGGAGGAAGAAGAUAUUGAUGUUCCUGGUGAACUUCCAGAUCUGCCAAUAGACGAUGACUCUUCCUCGGCAUCUUCAGCUUCAUCUACUGGUACUAUUAUACCAUCCUCGAAUCAGAAAUUGUUUGCUCGACCGCAAGGUGUUCCCAACAGACGAACAAUGGAACAAAUACCGUGGACGACGUAUUUCGAGCGAGAAUUGUUUCUCGAACAUAGAGUGGAGGCCGAGACCAUCAUACACCAUACUUAUCUUACAUCUCCUGUUGGAUCUGCACCUUUAUUUGUUACACAUCACGGAGCAGGAUCAUCUGGUCUCUCUUUUGCUGUUUUGACUGCAGAGAUUCGAAAAAAGCUACCUUCUGCCGGUGUACUUUCUCUUGAUGCUCGAGGCCAUGGAUCUACAAAUAUUUCCCCAGAGGCAGAACUUUUAGAUCUUAGUCUAGAAACAUUAAGUUCCGACUUGUUAUAUGUCAUUGAAACUACAAAAGAUAAGAUGAGUUGGAAAGAACUUCCGCCUCUUGUACUCAUUGGCCAUUCUCUUGGCGGUGCAGUUGUUACAGAUGUUGCAAAGAGCGGGAAACUAGGCAACUCAGUCCUUGGCUACGCAGUUCUUGAUGUAGUUGAGGGUUCUGCCAUGGAUGCCUUACAGAGCAUGCAAACUUACUUAUCAACCCGACCACUAGGUUUUCCUUCUUUGCAAUCCGGCAUUGAAUGGCACAUGAGGUCAAGAACAAUACGAAACUCAUUUUCGGCGCGGACAAGUGUACCUGCUUUACUGAAACAUGAUGAAGAAGCCAGCGGAUCACGAUCGUGGACGUGGCGCACAAACCUGGCGGCCACUCAACCAUUUUGGGAAGAUUGGUUUGUUGGACUUAGCAAAAAGUUCCUCGAGGCCAGAGGUGGAAAGCUAUUGCUGCUUGCGGGGACGGACAGACUUGAUAAAGAGUUGAUGAUCGGACAAAUGCAAGGGAAGUAUGCACUGCAAGUUUUCCCUGACGCCGGACAUUUCAUUCACGAAGACCUUCCUGAGAAGACAGCCAUGGUCUUAGUAGACUUCUAUUCAAGAAACGACCGGAGUGCAUUGGUACUACCACCGAAAGUAUCAGAUCUCCUUAGGGCUGCGAUAGAAAUACGGUCAAUUGACAAACCAACACCGGAUAGUACAGUCAGUAGUGUUGAUGUGUUGAUAAGGUUUGUGGAUAUUGGGUCUUCUGAUCUUCUGAGUGAUCUGUCUGUGGGAUUGAUGGGGAAAUUGCGGCUGAGAAAAUGCGGAAUUCUAGAUCUAAACUACCUAAGUGGUCUUUCUUCUAAUCUCAUCAAUCAACGCAACAUCAACAUCAACAUCAACACCAUUAUUUCCAAUCUCGACAAGAUGCGCUUCUCAAACCCUCUUCUCGUCGCUGGGCUCAUUGCCUUUGCCUCAGCAUCUCCAGCUCCAGCCCCAGAGCCAACAACACCAACCGCAUCUCAAAGUCAAGCUCUAGUUGACGACCUUCAAUCAUACUUUUCCGUCCUCGCCACCCAAUCUGCUAUGCUUGCCUUAGUUUCUGAUCUUGCCACCAACACAGCCGCUCUCAACACCCUCGAAGCUUUACAAGCGUCCCUUCAAGCCGACAUAUUGAACGGUCAAACUCCAAAUACAGCCGUCCUCACUGCCUUGCCCUCCCCCAUCGCAAGCGUUAUUGGAUCCGUCUACACAGCUGAACUGAGCAUCCUCAGCAAAGAUGGGUUUGGCGAUUUGGUUGCAAGCGUCACUUCUGAAGCGGCAAGUGCGGCAAGUGCGUCAGGUACAGGUACAGGUGCGGCCGAGACGGCACCUGCAACUGCAACGGCAACUCAGAAGACUUCAACGACUGGAAGUGGAAGUGGAACUGCAACUGCAACAACGGGAACGCCAAGCGCAAGUCCGACUGCUGCCCCUGUGAAAGCAGAGGGUGCGGCUGGUGCUUUGGGUGUUGAUAUGUUGAGAAUUUGUGGAGGUUUGGCAGUUGGUAUUGUGGGUGUCGUGAUGGCUUUGUAG
Molecule: messenger RNA, 2094 nt
Organism: Sclerotinia borealis F-4128
Lineage: Eukaryota; Fungi; Ascomycota; Leotiomycetes; Helotiales; Sclerotiniaceae
Source: the annotation of a GenBank genome assembly